UGCUGCCAAUUAUUUUGAAGGUGAUAUCUUUUACUCGACGUAUAUUUUUUAUUGUCUGCAUUUAGUGGUUUUUUUUAUUUGUUGAUAAGAUCAACCUUAAGGUUCACAUGAGAAAUUUAUUUGGUAGUUGUUGUUUUUUUUUUUUGGUUGUUAUUCUUCGUUUUGUAAAUAAUAAUACACAAAUCUGCAGAUCUCGUUUAUAUUGUGAUUCAUGAUUUAAGUUGGCAAAUGUGUGGAAUCUAUUGUUAUUUACAAGUCAGCCCUUUUCAGCGUCGAAAAGCUUUUAAUAUUACUUUAUUGAUGUAAAUUUACAGGUGUAACCAAAUCUGACAAACAAUAUUAUCAGAUUUGCAAUAAAAACGUCACUAAAAGUUGCAUUUCCUAGCUAUAUAAGACUGAAAGUGCAUUGAACGAAAACGUCAAACUAUUUUGGGGUUUUACCAGAGAAUCUACUGAAAGUCCUUGGGGAAAAUGAAGCGAACUCUCCUGAUUUCGGCCAUUGUUUUUUGCGGUCUAGCUGUUGUGAAGGCAUUAGAGUGCCAGGAGUGCCUAACGGAUAACGAUGUAUACUGUGUAGACCAAACUUCCUAUAGGAAUUGCAUCAAAAGUAAACCUUUUGGCAACGUGAUAAGCUGUCCCGCCGAUACGGUUUGCACAAACUCGAAAAAUGUUUGUGUGAAAAGUUCUGAAAUAUCAAAACCUGUAGUCGAUGUCUGUGGAACCUCCGGUGGAAACAAGUGUGCAUCGUGCGCAAAUCUGAAAUAUGCUUGUGUUAGCAAAAAUCAAUUUGCCAGGUGUUCCGAAUCGGUUUUGGUCGACUCCAAUAUCUAUGACUGCGAUGCUGAUGAGAUUUGCAGUUCGGAAGCACUGGAAAAGUACGACAACAUAUGCACGCCUUCUUGUGUUCUCGAUUUUCUCAACUUGAGAGCUAGUUGCAGCAACAGUGAAUACAUGACAACAACUACCGCAGCACCGACAACUGUCACACCCAGUGCAGAGCAGAAAAAUUCUACCUGUACUGAAGCUGAAAAAGAUCUUAAAAUACCUAAGGAAACCUGGUACUUCUUUACGAUCUACAAGGAGGAUACUUCCUGUCACACUUAUCUUUACUGCCAAAGAAAUGAAACCACCACAUGGGACACCGUUUAUAUGUCCUGCCAACAACCCAAGCCAUAUUUUGAUUCUACAACCAGCCUUUGCGUAUCGACAAAACCAACUGGAUGCAUAUAACAAAUAUCAUUUGACGAUCUUAAAGUCCAUUACUUUUAAAUAUAUAUCUAAAUUAUAUUAUGGGAUUUGGAAAAUA
Messenger RNA from Drosophila sechellia, 1306 nucleotides. RefSeq lists its product as uncharacterized. Lineage: Eukaryota; Metazoa; Arthropoda; Insecta; Diptera; Drosophilidae. The transcript is spliced from 3 exons. The record is from RefSeq and is a predicted model, not a curated record. The coding region runs from base 472 to 1230 and encodes 252 amino acids.